This is a messenger RNA of Diprion similis, 414 nucleotides long. Its product is annotated as histone H2A. The record is from RefSeq and is a predicted model, not a curated record. The transcript is spliced from 3 exons. NCBI's taxonomy places the organism in Eukaryota, Metazoa, Arthropoda, Insecta, Hymenoptera, Diprionidae. The coding region runs from base 22 to 396 and encodes 124 amino acids. Gene Ontology annotation, cellular component: nucleosome. Gene Ontology annotation, molecular function: DNA binding; protein heterodimerization activity; structural constituent of chromatin.
CGUCGACAUAUAUUAGACAUUAUGUCUGGUCGUGGUAAAGGCGGUAAAGUUAAGGGGAAGGCAAAGUCCCGCUCCAGUCGUGCUGGACUCCAAUUCCCGGUGGGACGUAUCCAUCGAUUGCUUCGCAAAGGAAAUUACGCAGAGCGCGUCGGCGCCGGGGCACCAGUUUAUUUGGCUGCGGUGAUGGAAUAUUUGGCCGCCGAAGUUCUCGAAUUGGCUGGCAACGCUGCCCGUGACAACAAGAAGACUAGAAUUAUCCCACGUCAUCUCCAGCUAGCAAUCCGUAAUGACGAAGAGUUGAACAAGCUUCUUUCUGGAGUCACCAUUGCUCAGGGUGGCGUCCUGCCGAACAUCCAGGCUGUUCUUCUGCCGAAGAAAACCGAGAAGAAAGCGUAAUGCGAGAUCGGACGAGCG